This is a messenger RNA of Emiliania huxleyi CCMP1516, 1217 nucleotides long. RefSeq lists its product as hypothetical. The transcript has 5 exons. NCBI's taxonomy places the organism in Eukaryota, Haptophyta, Isochrysidales, Noelaerhabdaceae. The record is from RefSeq and is a predicted model, not a curated record. Bases 34 to 762 code for a protein of 242 amino acids. Gene Ontology annotation, molecular function: phosphatidylinositol transfer activity.
CGAGGUUCCUCCCACUAAAGGGCCGAACAGAAAAUGCCAGCCAAGGACUGCCUGUCGGAGCAUGACGCACUCGUAGAGCUCUGCUCGCAGUUCAACGAUGUCGAUGAGGCCACUUGCCUCCGCUUCCUUCGCGCGCGCAAGGGCUCGACAAAGGACGCGGCCGCGAUGCUGCGCAAGCACCUGACGUGGGUCAGCGAAUAUGGCCCCAACGCCAUCACGCAGGACAGCUGCGUCCGCGCCGUGCAGCAGGGCUGCUGGCGGGCGUUCGGCUCGCAGGCGAAUACCGACGACGGCGAGUCGAUCGGCCUGCUCUGGGUACAGCUCUCCCUGUGGCGGCCUUCCGAGUACGACGCGGCAGAAUACACGCGAAUGGUCGUCUACUUUUCCGAGCGGCUGCCACGGCUCGGGCCAACGCACGUCGUGCUCUUUGACAUGUCGGGCUGGAAGCUCUCCCACGGGACGCACGUCCGCAAGCUCAAGGCGCUGAUCAGCACGGUGCAAGACCACUAUCCGGAGAGGUUGCGUGCGGCGCUGCUGAUCCGCGCGCCGGCGAUCUUCGAGCUGACGUGGAAGAUGAUCAAGCCGUGGAUCGACCCCGUCACCGCGGCAAAAGUGCACUUCCUCCCGGGCGGCGCCAAGGAGGCGGCGGCGCUCGCGGCCUUCAUCGAGCCUUCCAAGCUGCCAAACUGCUAUCCCGGCGGCGAGUGCGCGGCCGACGCCGUGCCGGGACUGCCCGACGAGCCGACCGUCGCGCUCCAGUAGCGGCAUCGUCCGCUCUGGUAGCCUUCGCAGCCCAACCCGCUGAAGCGGCUCGCUCUCGCAACGCUCUGUGGGCACCGCGGCCAGAGGUCGUUACGCACAGCUGAGCGUUUCGCGAGAGGAAAGCUGCCCUGGUGGGCACGGCGACGACGGCAGGGCUAAUUUGCAACACCUGUGCAUGCACAUGUGCAUGGGCAUGUGCAUGUGCAUGUUGGCGGGGGGGGGGGGGGGCAGUGGAGUACGUCGUACGUUGUGCAGUAGAUCGCGGGUGGAUGUCAAGUGUCGUCUCUGUCAAGUGAGCUGAGUUAGGCGGUGGGCCGGUGCCGGUACGACCAUCCUGUAGAUGUAGGAGUGUGGACCACUGUGGCAGUUGUCUGCUCUCUGCGAUGGCCGUGUGAACCUCUCAGAGACCAGCGCACAGCGCCAUACGCCAUACCGCUAUACCGCUAUACGACGUA